AUGGUUCGUACACGAGCUACUAAAGGGCGUCCUCGACUUCCAUCUCGCAAAAUCAUUGAUAGGGUGGCUACGAAACGCGGAUCUACGGUUGAAUCACUCCGUGCAUCGAUAACAUCCAUAAAGUUAGGCGAAAACGAGGUAGAGAAGACAUCUACUCCUCAAACCAACCAACAAGCGCCUGAUGCUAAAGUCUGCCUGCGCGACAUGGGCGAUGAAGAAGAGAACAUAGUAAACAUCAAGCAAGACGAAGAUGGCAUGGCAGAGGUAACGAAAAUCGCAGCGCAGCCAAAGAGACGCACUCAAGGAUCAACAACAAAGGCUUCAGUAACGAAGAAACAUAAAUCGUCUCCACCUAGUUCCACUAUUCGUACUACACGUUCCAAGACGUUGAAUUCCAGAAUCAAGCCGUAUAGUAUCCAUCCUAGUACCGGCAUAGACAUUGACAGCGAGUCAGAACAUGAGUUCAUUCCACGCCACACCACAACCAAAAACGCCGGUACCCAUCCAAAGUCUACAGGUCAGGAUGUAAACGUAAAGACGGCUUCCGCUAGCUCCUCCCUUGACCUUUUACGCCCAUAUCUGGCCUUUCAACUCUCUGUCUCUUGUCUACAAGGCAAAGCCUACAAGGCCGCACAAGCCUCUAUGGCAUCUGUUCUCGACGUGGUAGAGCGCCUAGAACAAGAGGGUGGCGGAACUCUCACGAGGGCAUAUAAUAGCCUUAGCAGUAGCAGUGAGGAGCGGGAGAUGGAGAUGGAACGAGGGAAAGGACGAGCUAGAAGAGAGAAGAAAGUGAAGAAUUUUGAAAGGACAACGGAAGAGGAUGUGCUGCCGAGAAAACAACGAGAGUUGAACGAGCAGACGAGGAAGAGACUUGAGCAGGAGAGACAGGGAAGAAGAAAGCAAGAUCAUGGUAGGGCUACAUGA
Messenger RNA from Alternaria atra, 924 nucleotides. RefSeq lists its product as uncharacterized. NCBI's taxonomy places the organism in Eukaryota, Fungi, Ascomycota, Dothideomycetes, Pleosporales, Pleosporaceae. Bases 1 to 924 code for a protein of 307 amino acids. The record is from RefSeq and is a predicted model, not a curated record. The transcript has a single exon.